Messenger RNA from Aspergillus uvarum CBS 121591, 1281 nucleotides. Its product is annotated as ATP-dependent (S)-NAD(P)H-hydrate dehydratase. The transcript is spliced from 6 exons. Lineage: Eukaryota; Fungi; Ascomycota; Eurotiomycetes; Eurotiales; Aspergillaceae. The coding region runs from base 77 to 1186 and encodes 369 amino acids. Gene Ontology annotation, biological process: metabolite repair. The record is from RefSeq and is a predicted model, not a curated record. Gene Ontology annotation, molecular function: ATP-dependent NAD(P)H-hydrate dehydratase activity.
UUCUAAUCGCAAAAUACAAUACCUGCUUCCAAUACAUCAGAUUGCUGUCAAUCGUUCUUUAGAAGUCACAACCAAAAUGGAGUCCGUCCAUCAUGUAUCAACCUCUUCCAAAGUCCUUCUCAAGAAGGCGCGCAAAAUGGUGCCGCCCAUGCUGGAGCAAUUCCACAAAGGACAGCAUGGACGUGUUGCAGUCAUCGGAGGAUCUUUAGAUUACACCGGCGCGCCGUACUUCUCUUCAAUGGCAUCGGCCAGACUAGGUUGCGAUAUGAGCCACGUUAUUUGUGAUAAAUCGGCAGCCACCGUCAUCAAAACCUACUCUCCGAACCUGAUGGUUCACCCGAUUCUGCCAAGCAGCGCCUCGGUCAAGGACCCCGAGUCCAUCGAUGCACCAUCACUCGCUAGCCCGAUCAUCAACAUGCUUUCUCGGCUGCAUUGCCUGGUGAUCGGACCCGGACUGGGUCGCGAUGGGGUCACCCUCAAGGUGGUGACGGAGGUGAUGAAAGAAGCGCGGUCCCGCUCGAUUCCCUUUGUCCUCGACGCCGACGGCCUCCUCCUCGUGACCGAGGAUCCGGAUCUGGUCCGCGGGUACAAAGAGUGCAUUCUGACGCCCAACGUGAACGAGUUCAGUCGACUGGCCAAAGCGCUGGGCAUCGACGUGCCGAGUCUCGCGGAAAUCAACUCCAAGUCCGGCGGCGCUGACCGAACGAGCGAGGAAUCCAAGGCCUGUGAGCAGCUGUCUAAUGCGCUGGGUGGUGUCACCAUCAUCCAGAAGGGUCCCCACGAUGUGAUCUCGAAUGGUAUCACGACGCUCAUCUCUGAUAUUCAGGGAGGCUUGAAGCGCAGUGGCGGGCAAGGCGAUACGCUGACGGGCUCCUUGGGCACGCUUCUCGCAUGGAGAGCCGCCUACCACGACGGGCUCUGGGAUUCCGGUGAGAAAGACAACGCCAAGGAAGCGCAUACCAAGGAAGACAUUCGGGCGGAGCUCGAGUCCGAGGAUAAGCGGAUGUCGCCUUGCACGACCCUGCUUCUGGCUGCGUUUGCUGGUAGCUCGAUUACGCGGGAGUGCUCCCGACGGGCUUUCCUGGCCAAGGGCCGCAGUAUGCAGGCCAGCGAUUUGACGGAUGAGGUCCACGAGAGCUUCCUCAACUUGAUUGGCGAGCCUGAAGCGUCCAAGAUGCACCUGUAGAGGAUGUCUUUGCUAUGGUCAUACAAAAGGCUGUAAUAUUAGUCGACAGCUUGCAUCCAGGGAGCUGUGCUAGGUCAUGACAUAAUGAAAUUCAU